Messenger RNA from Centruroides sculpturatus (bark scorpion), 1179 nucleotides. RefSeq names its product cyclin-dependent-like kinase 5. NCBI's taxonomy places the organism in Eukaryota, Metazoa, Arthropoda, Arachnida, Scorpiones, Buthidae. The record is from RefSeq and is a predicted model, not a curated record. Gene Ontology annotation, cellular component: nucleus; cytoplasm. Gene Ontology annotation, biological process: axonogenesis; neuron apoptotic process; synaptic vesicle transport. The transcript is spliced from 11 exons. Gene Ontology annotation, molecular function: cyclin-dependent protein serine/threonine kinase activity; ATP binding.
AUGUUCUUUUCAAGUGUUUUUUUUUAUUCUGUUCAGGGAGUUCCAAGUUCUGCAUUAAGAGAAAUAUGUUUGCUGAAGGAGUUAAAACAUAAGAAUAUUGUAAGACUACAUGAUGUUUUACAUAGUGAAAAGAAAUUAACAUUAGUGUUUGAACAUUGUGAUCAAGACCUUAAAAAGUACUUUGAUAGCUUGAAUGGAGAAAUUGAUCCUGAUGUUGUUAAAUCAUUCAUGUUCCAAUUACUGAGAGGGCUUGCAUUUUGUCACAAUCAUAAUGUCCUGCAUCGUGAUCUCAAACCUCAAAAUCUCCUGAUAAAUAAGAAUGGAGAAUUGAAAUUAGCAGAUUUUGGUCUUGCACGAGCUUUUGGUAUUCCUGUUCGUUGUUAUUCUGCUGAGGUAGUAACUCUUUGGUAUCGCCCACCUGAUGUUUUAUUUGGAGCAAAACUUUAUACAACUUCAAUUGAUAUGUGGUCAGCAGGAUGUAUAUUUGCUGAAUUGGCAAAUGCUGGUAGACCACUAUUUCCUGGAAGUGAUGUUGAUGAUCAAUUAAAAAGAAUAUUCAAAUAUCCUUUAACUAAAUAUUAACCACUAUUUCCUGGAAGUGAUGUUGAUGAUCAAUUAAAAAGAAUAUUCAAAUUAUUGGGAACACCAACAGAGGAAACAUGGACAGGAAUGACACAACUUCCAGAUUAUAAGCCAUUUCCACUUUAUCAUCCAACAACAAGUUUUUCUCAAGUCGUACCAAAACUGAACACCAAAGGGAGAGACCUUUUACAGAAACUACUCGUGUGUAAUCCAGCCAUGAGGAUAUCUGCCGACGAAGCCAUGCAACAUUCUUACUUCCACGAUCUCCCACCAGCUAUUAAAAAUGGAUAAUAUAAGUAUUGUAUAUUAUUAUAAUUAUGUAAAUAUUAAUUGUAAAUUUUUGCCAUUAGUUUCUGUCUGUUACUCUACAAAAAUAAAUUAUGCAUACUUUUGCAAUUUACAAGAAUUCAAUAUGGAAGAUUUAAUUUUCUUGAUCUGAUUUUAAAACAAAUUUGUUUAGUUAGAUUUUAAAAAAUAAAUAACAUUUGAGCAUAAAGUAAGAAAGCUUGACAGUUAUUAUUUAGCUUUCAAAACCCUAUAAAGCAAUAAACAGUAAAGUAAAUUUUCAUAAUAAUAAAUAUUUGUUAUGGAUAAAAG